Molecule: messenger RNA, 7371 nt
Organism: Apis cerana (Asiatic honeybee)
Lineage: Eukaryota; Metazoa; Arthropoda; Insecta; Hymenoptera; Apidae
Gene: Atg16
Product: Autophagy-related 16
Biological process (GO): autophagosome assembly
Cellular component (GO): autophagosome membrane; Atg12-Atg5-Atg16 complex; phagophore assembly site membrane
Molecular function (GO): protein binding; protein-membrane adaptor activity
Source: RefSeq, a predicted model, not a curated record
GGUAAAAAAUUCAAUUUUGUAUUAAUUUAUCUAUGAUAUUUAUCUAUGACGUAAUUAAUCAUCAAAGAAAGGUUAUUUAAAAGAAUUUUAUCAUCUGUUAUCGACUUAACUGAACUUGUAUUUAUAUAUUGAACUCUCGCAAACAGAAUAAAUCGACAUUUUGAAUAACCGGCAAUUUCAGGGUAGCAGUGUAGUGUUUGGUAUAUUUAGGUUAGAAUAGCUAUUUUCAUAAUUAAAAAUAUUCGUGGUAAAUCUGAAUGUCAUGUGAUUAGUACGAUAUUUUUCGAUAUUAAUAGUGAUUAAUAUUCGAAUGAAAGUUCAUUGAUCUAAAAUAUAUUUUUUGUGGUGAUACAGUAUAUGUCGAAGGUUGUCAAAAUAUCUAUCAACUGUUCUUCUGUCAAAUGAUUUUUAUACGACUUUGAUAAAAAAAGAUAAAUAAUUUAAAUUGCAACAAUAUUAACGAUAUUUCAUGCAUUGAAAAUGGCCGCGAGUGAACCAAGUGUAUCAUUACUUUCUAGAGAAGAUAAUAAGUGGAGAAAAGAUUUAAUUUUUCAAUUACAAGAAAGGAACAAGAGACAAACAUAUUGUUUUGCAGAUCUUAUUAGUUUACAUAAUAGAUUGUUUGAAAGUGCAAAUACAUUACGUGGAGAAAAUAUUCAGCUAACUAUAGCAAAUGAAACUCUCCGUCGUGAAGCAGCAAGUGGGACUCCUGGUUUAAGUGUAAAUGCUGAUCUUGAAGCUCGUCUUCUAAAGCAAGCAGAAGAAUUAGCAACAUUACAUAAAAGAAAAGGAGAACAUACACAACAAAUAGUAGAUCUCAAUAAUAAAUUACAAGAAAUGAUGAAAGAACUUCAAGUUAAAGAAACAAGUCUUGCAGAAAGUAUAGAGCUUAAUACAAAUUUACGUUUAGAAAUAACUAAAUGUCUUAACAAAGAAAAGGAAUUGGAAAGCAUUAAUCAAAUGUUAAAAGAUGAGCAUCAAGCUUUGCAACUUGCUUUUGCAUCUUUAGAAGAAAAGCUUAGAAAAACACAGGAAGAAAAUCGUCAAUUAAUAGAACGUUUGAUUAAAUAUAAAACUCGAGAUGCAGAGAAAGUGAAUGAAGAAAAUGACAACUUUUUGAAUGAGAGUUUUUCCAGUCCGACAGCCUUUUUGAUGCAUACCAUAUCAAAAUUUGGAAAAAGGCAAGCAAAGGUCCAAAAAGAAUUAGAAGAUGCUGCACGUGACACACGACCAGUUAGUCCUGAUAGAUCGAGUUUAAAAGAAGGAAUUGCUGGUCUUCCUACUGCGGUACCGACGAAAGUAUCCGUCACGUUUACUGCACACGACGGAGAAGUUUAUGCCGUAAAAUGGUCUCCCGUCGAGAGGAUGCUUGCCACCGGUGGUGCUGACAGGAAGGUGAAGCUUUGGAAUAUCUCAAAAGGCGCUUCAGAGAGCAAAGGUAUUCUCGUUGGUAGCAAUGCUGGAGUGAUGUGCGUCGAUUUCGAUUCUACAGGAACAUUGAUACUUGGAGCAUCGAAUGACUACGCCAGCCGAGUAUGGACUGUCAGUGACUUCCGACUAAAGGUAAGUGAUCCAUUUAUUUUGACGAGGGGAGGCCCGACUCGCCUUCAUCCUUGGAAACACCACACUCUAACGGGCCACUGCGGGAAGGUGAUGGCUGCGAAGUUUCUUGGCGAGCCUUCAAAAGUAGUUACUGGCAGUUACGAUCGUACCCUAAAAAUUUGGGACCUGCGUAGCAAAGCGUGUAUAGAAACAAAGUUUGCGGGUUCGAGUUGCAACGAUCUUGUAACUUCAGACGGUGCGGGCUCUACGAUAAUUAGCGGCCAUUUUGACCACAGGAUUAGAUUCUGGGACACAAGAGCCGAAUCCAGCUCAAAUGACAUUUUAUUGGAAGGAAAAGUCACUUCGCUGGAUUUAUCUCGUGAUGCAAAUUACCUUUUGAGCUGUGUCAGAGAUGAUACGUUGAAACUCAUCGAUCUGCGGAUGAAGAAGAUCAUUGGAUCAUUUAGCGCCGACGGGUUUAAAGUCGGUUUCGACUGGACACGAGCUACUUUUAGUCCAGAUGGUCAGUACAUAGCGGUCGGUUCUUCAGACGGGUCCGUUUUCAUUUGGUCUGUCGCCACUAAUACGAUUGAGACUGUGUUGAAAAACCAUUCAGCUGUGGUGACAGCAGUUUCUUGGCAUCCGCACGGCACCUAUUUCGCAUCUGUGGACCGUGCAAAAACGGUGACAAUAUGGGGCGACCAUGUUUAACAGGACAAACAAUCCCAGGAUAGACGAUUGUUUCGCGUAACGAAGGUCAGCUUGUUCUUUCGUUUCGAGAAUGAACUUUCGUCGAAUCGAGAAAUGUAAAAUCCCCGACCGUAGCGCGCAGCUCCAUAGAAGGAGAGGUUGAGAGCACAAAGGACAGACCUUGUGGGCGCACGGGUUUGUAAAGAAAUAACCAUUUCCAGAGGUUGUACAAAGCGUGGCUACCGCGAUGAACAAAUUCACGGUGGAUAUUAUUGUACAUAAAACUGCGAUGAUUGUUGCCCUCCCCAAGGUUGUAAAGAUCCCCUCCCCCUUUUUCUUUUUUAGGGUAAUACCGGCGCCCCACAACCCUCUCCUCGAACCACGUUCCACUCUCGAACAGAUUAUCGUAGUUAUCCCUUUUUUCGAGAUUCGCUAGAAUACACUCCUUUUACUUCUAAGAGACUAUUUUUCGCGUUUCAAUCGUCUGUGUCGGUAGACGAGAUCGCUCCUGUUGGAUUACUUUUCGCGAGAAGCUAUAAAACACGGUUGCUUCUUCUUUCUAUCUCACCUGGCUCGACGACACCUUUUUUUCAUUCGUGAGACCGUCUUUAAAUUUCUUCUCGUUGUUUGCAUGCGAGCUUUUUUUAUUCGUGAGAGACACGCUAACUUUUCAUUGAUAUUCGAACGUUUAUUCUUUCGGUGCGAUUUAUCAAGAAACGAUAUUAAAUUAGAAAAUUAACAAAUUACACGUCGAUUAGAUUACAGGUUUUGUAAUUAUACGGAAUAUCUCGUUAUUCGAUAAGAAAUUUUCAAUAAGAAUGAACCGUGAACCAGGUUAUUUUUAUGAAAUAUUUAUUAUGAAAAUUCAAUUUUUUAAUAAAAGAAAAUUUAUACUUUCUCUUUGCCCAGUGAAUAACGGCGAGUCACUCUGUAUAUUAAAUAGAAUAAUCAAAUGAUUCGAUACGAGUCUCCAUAAAUGAUUUUAUUUUUAGAUCGAAGUCGUUUUGGAAAAACUCGAUAUUAAAAAAAAAAAGAUAGAUAGAAUUCUGACACCAGAAUAUUCUGUGUAUAAAAUGUAUAAAAUUUUAUAAACGAUGUAAUAUUAGUGCGUAAGUGUUACAAAAGAUUUGUACGAUGAGAAGAAACGAGAAGAAACUUUUAAAACGGAAUCUAACGGAAAAAUACUGUUCUAUUGAACGAAAAAUUCUGAUUCGUCUGUAACCGAUCUUGGUGUGAUGAUUAAUCACACGGGUCACGAGCAAUGUUUUCUAUGUUGCUAUCUCGAUCUGGAAAAUGGAAAAAAGAAGAAAAAAAAAUCUGUCUGUGUGAGUCGGUCCAUAGAACAAGUUUGUUAAUUGCCGAAGCAACCGUGAAAUCGAGUCUACUCGAAGUUCUCCAACGUCAGCGAGUUUUGAACGUUUUUAUCGUAAGUCUGAUAUAGGGCGGAAGUGGAUGUACUCGUUUUAAACGGAGAAGCACAAUAAAGUUCUAAUACUGAUACUGAGUAAAUUGCAUUAUACAAAGUUUGAUCGACGAUUACGUGACGAAUAAUAUAUACUUUCUCUCGACUUUACAUUUCUUUUUACUCUUCUUUUUUUCUUUUUUAAAAAAAUGAACAAUUAACCCAUCCGUGGUACGGGACAUUUCACGUUCGAUACGAUAUGAUUACGUACGAUUAAUAAAUUUCGAACUCGUGAUAUUUAAUAAUAGCUGGUUCAGUGUUUAAAUAUUUUAGCUCAAGAUAAGUUAUUAAUAAAAAUUAAAUAUUGAUGCGAAUAGACUGAUAUCUUGCGAGCUUUUUACGUAUUGCAGUUCACAAUUUUUUAAGUAUAAAUUUAAUAAUCCAAAACAGAGAUUUUUGAUAUUCUGGUUGAUAUUACACUUGAUUUAUCUCGAAAAGAUACGAUGAUCUUUAUUUAUUGCACUUUUUUAAACAAGGAAUUGCCUGUUACUUCUUAUAGCAAUUAUUGAAAACCGAUGUCAAGUCUGAAUUUUUCGAUUGUUUUGUAUCGAUUAAGUGUUUUAACGAUAAGAAUUUCAAUUACAUUCAAAAUUCAUAUUUUUGAAUUAUAUUUAUGAUAUUUGUAUCCUUAAAAUGUAUCCUUAAUUAUACGUCACAUUUUCUUUCUCAAAAAUCGUAUACGUUUAAAUUAUAUUUUAAAUAUCACACUUUUUUCUGCCUAUUGUAAUGUAUAAUUUUUUUUUAAAUAUUCAAUUAUAAACUCAUUAAUAUUAAUAUAGUAAUAAUCUAAGAUAAAAUAUUGUUAACGUUAAUACUAAUCUAAUAUUAAGUAAUAUAAUAUUAACUUAAUUAUUAAUUUUUGGUAGCUAAUAGUUUUACAAUUAUUAUUAGCGCUGCCAAUUUUUAAUUCUGCUCAAAAAUUGCAAUCAAUUGCUAUUUUGCAUUAUAUAAAAUUUAUGAUAUAAUAAAUAUUCUCUAUUAUAACUAUAUUAAUAAUCAUAAUAAAUAAAAAAAUCUUAUUUUUAAUAUUACAAUUUCUAAUUAUAAUUUUAUUUGAAAAUAAGAUUACGAUUGAAAAAAAAAGAAUGGUCGUUAAAUAUCAUUCGUUAAAAAUAAAAAAAAAUAAAAAAAAUAAAAAACGUAAUAAUACAAUCAGUGUAAACGAAAUCUAUCUUUCUAACAAUUUAUUUCAAUUUCAGGAAUAUUUUAAAUAUCUCUUAAAUAUUCCUGAACAAUUACUUUUCAUUAAUUAUUUUUUAAAUCUGUAAAAUACUUUUGCUUUUUUUACUUUUAAAUAUAUUUAGUUUUUUUUAUUUUCUUUUCUUUUUUAUUUUAUAUAUCCUCUUUUAAAAAUCUUUCUAUUUUCUUCAAGGUAUAGAAAAUGUUAUAAAACAGUGGACCUAAUAAGAUAACUUUGAAAAAUAUACCUCAUCGAUUUUUAGAAAAGAAAUAAAAGAAUUCUCAUUUAAUUCGAAAUUUCAUCACUGAAAUAUAUUCUUAAGCACAUUAAAAUCUAUUAUAUCUUUAACUUAUUCAUCCUAUUAAAAAAUACAUGAAAAUUGAUAUUUUCAUAAGUAGGAUCGAAAUCGUGAUAUAUGUAAUUUUUACCAAAAAAUAAUUGAGAGAUUGUGUUCGAUUUCGAUAUUUAUAGUAAUUAUUCACUAAAAUAUGAGAAUUUAAUGCAGUAAUUAAAAUGUAUAACGAGAGGCUAUAUUUUAAAUAUUAAGGGCUCUAUUUAGAUUAAUAAAAUUUUAUACAAAUUGCACCGAGUUCGAAAGAAAUUGUUUAUGUAUAAUUUCACGUGAAAUGUCUCAUACGUCAUAUUUUCUAUAAUUUUCGUUUAUUAUAAUUCGCUAUGGGAAAAAAAUUUGUGCUGAAUUUUACAUAUUAUCCACUUAUAUCCUCUUAGUUUGUGCACAAUUUAAUAACAAAUGGCUGCAACGCCAUAUUGCACAAUAGUUGUUAAGCGAAUGCUUUCUAGGAAUACAGGGCCAAGAUCGAAGGGCUCUAAGUGUAAGUAUAGAAAUUUAUGACAAUGUUUGUCAAUAAUAUGCGAAAAUGCCAACGUGUAUAGUUUUUCAUAUUUUUGAUACGUGUUUUUGUUAAUUCGAAUACACAACAAGCACAUAAGACACCGAUACGAUACAUCAUGAUCAUAAAUUUCUUUGCGGCCUUGUUUUAUAUUUCAUCAGCUUUUGUAUGAAAUAUUUGAAGACAACAGGAGGGAAACUUGAUAAUACAACCAUUUGUCCAUUUUCUAUUUUUUUACGCGAUUUAAUAAUUAAAAAAAAGUGCGCUUUAAUGGUAGAAAUGCAAAAAAAUGAUAAAUUUCAAGGUAUGAAUGAUAUGAAUUAGGGAUGGAUCACUCGAAACUCUUCGAAAUUCAAAAAGAUUCGAAUUUCUCGAAUCUUUGAAAUAUUUUGCUAUUUUUGUAAUUCGAAAUUCUCGAAAUCCAUAUAAUAAUAAUUAUAUAAAACUUACAUUUAAGCUGAUAACGAUUUUGAAGAAUUCUAAAUAUUUAUUAAAAUUUAAAUACGUAGCAAAAAUAUAAUAAUAAAAUAAAAGUGCCCGAUUAACUGUCGUGGAAUCUCUGAAGGAUGCUCUGAAAAGCGUAUAUAAAAACUUAAGACAUCAUAAAAGAGACAAGAAUACUUUUCUAUCUCGGUAGAAAAUAUUUUUCUCUCUCCACGUUUCCACGAUCCAGUGAAAAUAAAAAUAAUUUUCGAAGCUGUAAAUACUUUUUAGAAAGUAAUAAUAAUAAUAAUAAUAAUAAUAAUAAAUAUCCUAGGUUUUCGAGAAUUUUGAGAUCCCACAAAAUCUUACGAAUCUCAAAAUCAGGUUUCGAUUCAUCUCUGAUUUAAAUCAUAUCUGUAUGUAAUAAUUUGAUAAGUCCAACUUUAAAUAUCCUAUUAUGUAAAAAUUGGAAAAUGUGAUUCAUCAAGUUUCACUCUUGUGGUCUACAUUUUAGCACGUUUUUCCUCUCAGAGUCCUUUGAUCAUCAUUUAGCGUAAGCCUAUGAUUAACAACAUUAAGAAAACGAUACGUUUUGUGGAUAAGUUAAAUGUUACAUAUGGAUUUUGGUAUAUAUACAUAUUGAAUAAUUACGAUUAGUAUUUCUUUAUUAUAGAGGAAACCGAUAUAUUAUAAUUAAAUGAUAUUAUUUUUAGCAUUUAAGUUUUGUAAACUGUAAAUCAUCACUCGUAUUCAAGCAUAGAAUUAAUUACAAUAUAUAAUUGUUGUAACAUCAUCGGUUUAUCCAAUUGAGGAUUUAGAGAUUUCCUUUAAUAAUUAAAUAAACAGUGAUUCGUCUUGUUUACUCGAUUAAUCAUCUCAUUGAUCUCAAAAGUAGAAUUAAUAAAAUAUAUAGAUCGAUUGUGUUUCGCUCCACGAUAUAGAUUAAUAUCUUUUUCUUUUUUUUAUAUUAUACGUAAACCGAUGAGGAUUAUAAUAUCGUUUGUAGAGUAUAAUCUGAAUGUAAGUUUGUUCUUUAAUGCAAAUUAAAUUGCGUCCAACUUGUUACAUAAUUCUUUCCCCGUCAUAUGAACAAUAUAAAUCAAACAUAAAUCUAUACCGUUAUUCUAUUUACAUUUUACAUUUAUUUCAGCGGAGACAUUGUAUACACUGUUCGCAAUAUAUUAUAUAUAUAUUAAACGUUUUCUUCUUGUAUUUUUUAAAAA